CGCGACAAGGUUCCUCAAAUGUGCGAUUGGUGUCCAGUUGCCAAACAGGCAGUGGUACGCUGCAUUCCAAAGUAUAAGAGGACGACUCGAGGAAACAAUUUCUCACUCAGGAGUUAGGAGAGACUGCAAUUAAUUUGGUACCAUGUCUCGUCUUACCAGUAGUGAUGGUGUUAGCACCAAGAUGAAAAGCCCGGGGAACACACACUGCCUCCUGAUCGGAGCAGCGGAAAAUCCGCAAAAGAUCGGAACCAAUGUUGAUGGGGACAAGGUUCACUAUUUUGACGAAGAUCUGAAGCCGGUCUUCAACAGCAUACGGAGCGAUCUCGCCAAAAUGGCGAAUUUCUGCGGUCAAUGGGUCAAGGAUGUGCCUCAGCUGGGCCAAAUGAAACAAUCCCGCGGAUCGCCAAAACCGAAAUGGAAAUCUCCCAUUCUUGUUUCUUUGGUGUUGAGUGAUGACGGCCUCCAACCAAGUAAAGAAAACUCGGCGCUCACACCCGGAGCUCAAAAGCUCAUGGAAACCGCUCCAGUCACCACCUUCAAGUCUAAGGAUGAGGUCCGUGAAGAGAUCAAAAACUUGAUUGGCAGAAAAACACCGGACGACAACAUCAUCAUAUUCUUUGCUGGACACGGGUCGCAACAUGUCGUAGUACGGCUCGAUUCGGAGGAAGCCGUGGUAACAUCAACAGUCGAGCCUGAUUACACACAGGCGAGCCCAAUAGCACCCACUGUCCAGGAGUUGUCGGUUCCUACAUCAACAAUUGAACAUUCCUUUCAGCUUCCCUGCGUCAACGUCUUCGGUAAACGUGUGAUGGACAAGUAUACGGAUACGGAGCUGACAACUGACGUAACGCACAAUCUCACAGGCGACAAGAAGGUUUAUCUUGUUCUGCACUCAUGCCAUAGUGCCGGAAUGCUGCAUGGUUGGCAGCUAACGUUACCUCAGAAACAGCUCCUAAAGGAUUUGUCAGUGGCUGUAUUUGCCAGUGCUAAUGCAGAGCAUACUACCCAGUGGACUAGUCUGGAUGGCAGCAACGAUUUCGUUUCAAUCUUCACGCAGUACGCUACUCCAGGUCGCUCUCUGGUGGACAUCCAGGCGGAUAUAUUCCGUGCUUCUGUGUCUGCAGACGCCAACGCCACUCCGCAGCUCAUCACCCUGCGCCCGGAGCAGAGCAAGGAGCAUUUUCUAGUCAGUGCACUGCCAGUGUCGCACCAAGCGGCGCAUGUAUAUCAUUGAGGAACUACAUUAUCACUAGUGUAUAUAUCAGUUCUUGAAUUUGACUCCAAGAAUCUAUUACGCCGUGGUAGUAUAGGAAGUUUACGUGUUGAUCAGGGAGGUGGUAUUGCUUGACUAUCGAUUUUGUAAUCGCCUGUCAAAGCCGAUUCUAAGAUAGGCCUUCGUUUCGUUUCAUCGCUAGUAUUCGUUCCGUUGUUGCAAAAUGUUAAUUGCAUGGUAUCUAUUACCGAUUAUUCUAAAAUGAAUUUCAAUCCGCCCACUAUCAGACCAUUCUCAAGAAACGUUGCUUUGUUUAGCCAAUACCUUUCUAACUAGACUUUUGGGAGGUCUGUAACUAGAAUAAUGUACAACGUAUACGUGGAACACUGCUGCUGCACAUACUGGUUAUGCUGCUUGAGUUAGUGUACAUUGGCAUACAUUCAUGUCCAUCAUACUCUUGAAAAUCCGAACAAACCCUCUCGAAGUGUAUGCCAUUGCUAACCUUUUUGUCCCAGGAGCGGUGUUCUUUCACAUUUCAAUGAUUUCAGUGUCUUGUCGUACUCGUGAACACAAAUGAACGCUUAGUGUGCGCUGAUCCAGCAUGCAAAUCGAUCUGCAUUACAUGCAUGCUCUGCUGGGUCCGACCGUUGCCAUUGAACUGCAUAUAUGCACUAGAGCAUGCGUCUUGCUUAGUCAUAGAUUCAGAAUCUGAGGUCAUUUAGUGCUAACGUUAUGGCGACUUUUUGGUGCCAUUGAAGGGGAAUUUAAGGGGGUUUUAUGGAAACAGUUUCGUUGCUUUGUCGAUCCCACACCCACCGCAGAAAGGCUUAAAGCGCCAAAGAGUAGAAUGGCUCUUGUCAACUGUCCUGUUUACCACCAAACUAGGGACAAUUCCUCACCACCUGUCCCUAGAGCUGAAGCCACAAGGCGACGAUCUGACAGAAAGGGACGAUGAGUCAUGGAGCGGAUAUGCCUAUCUCCAGUGUGGUUGUGUCGAUCAAUAUGGUCCUAUCCUGGGAAUAGGAACAGCUAUGCACCAUUCCAGACAUAUUUGCACGAGACUGGAGCAUGAUGGGAUGUCAAGACAAACCCUCUUACCUGCUCACACCAUACAAUCUGUUUACCCUCUCAGACAUGCAGUUCAAGUUCAUUACGUACACAAGGCCACCGCUGAGAAACGUGAACUCGACGUGAAUAAUCCUUCGUAUGAUGUCAUUCCGCCCUCCCCGACUCAUCCGUGCCUCCAGCGUACAGGUGCGUCAUCAGAGGAGACAUCACAUACUAGCAUUUUCCCCUUCUUAGUGCAGCGUUGUUAUAAGUACUAGGGAUUUCCUCAUUCAGUCAAACAUUAGUCGCAUUGUGCUUCAGAGUAGCGUUGGAGCUGGAGUGAAAUAUACUGCAGUGAACACCCUCCCUAGUGUGCUUUCCCCACGAGUUUGUUUUGCCUAUCUGUGGGAAGGAAAGCCUCGUUUAGAUAUUUCUUCUCCAAUCAGACCAUCACACCCAAAUUUACAUUUCAGGCGCUGUCUUGACCUCUCCGGGCCACCUUACCAACCAUCUUCAGCUGCCCAAUGUCGUGGCAAUUUGGGACCGAUGGAGCAGCCUCGGCGGCACCCUCACCUCCUCCCGGUAGAACGGAAUGUCUUCUUAUCGGUGCUGCGGAGGAGCCCGAUAAUGACAGCCUUGGCGUAGACGAAACGCUCAAGCGCCUACAUAACUCAGUUAAAAGCGACUUGGGAAAGAUGAUUGAAUUCUGUGCUGAAUGGGCGAAGGACGAACCUCCCAAAAAGAUGGCUAAAAAGGCCUCAAGAACUCCAUCGCUGUCUGUGCACAGCAAGUCCCAGCCUAGCCUGGAUCAUCCUAUCGUUAUCACGUCGAUUUUUGUCAACAGCGAUACGCUGGUGCCAAAAUCGGACGAUACGGGAUUCCAACUCAGCCCUAAGGCAAAGACGUUCAUGCAGAGCUGUCCGCCGAAGGUGCACGUCUUUAAGACUAAGAAAGAGUUAAGGGACGCAGUGAAGAAUUUCACAAAGCUGAGCUCCUGCGAAAACUUGAUCAUUUUCUAUGCUGGGCAUGGUGCACAGCACGAGAUAAAGGCAGGCAAGGUGGUGGAUAAGGAGCCUUGUAAGAAGGGUAGCCAAGAAGGUGCGGCAAGCAAGUUGAUGGAGGUGAGGGAGAAAUCGGUCAAGGAAAUCCAGCAUUCGUUGUACCUACCCUUGCCUAGCUUUCCCUACGUUGAGUACUAUGACCUCUACGCUGAUCAUGAGUUAACGUAUGACGUCACGGCUCACCUCGAACCCAGCCAGAACAUGUACCUAGUCCUGCAUGCGUGUAACAGUGGUGGCAUGCUCCAUGGUUGGCAGCUGACAGCGGACCAGAGGUUGGGAGACACGGAGUCUCUCUCUGUGGCAGUGUUUGCUAGUUCCGAGGCCGAGAAUGUGAGCGACUGGACUAGUCUCGGCGGGGACGCCGACUUUGUCUCCAUCUUCACCGAGUUUGCAAAGCCCGGCAAGAAGUUGAUCGAAAUCCAGAGCGAUAUCUUCAAAGCAUCGGUGCAGAGGAAUCGUUAUCGGCAGCCUGGUGUUAGCCCCGCUCUGAUUGUUCUCCGUCCAGAUCAGAGAGACGAACUAUUCCUGCCAAAGUAAGCCCUUAAACUGUGGCUGUGGAAUUGCGAGAGAGAGUUAGGUGCUCUUUCCACUGAUACACAUACCUGUAUACUUGUAAUUUGUGCCAAGAAUGAGUUGCCCAGGAGAGUUGGAUGGCAGACUGCUAGAGCUGAGCUGCACUAGUGCAAACCACAGUCAGUGCUCUUGCAUAAUAUGAUCGCCUAUGGUUUCGUCUGUAUUGAAGGGUCUAUUGCACAUGGCAUAGGCACACUGCUUAUCUACAUUGUAACAUUGUAGGGCUGGCCUUGUUGCUAGUUUUCUACCAUUUCUGCAGAUGCGUCAUGCUGACGAUAAUGCAGCCUGCCUGAGAGCUUUGGUUUGUGUGCCAAAUUUUGGCUCUAUGAACAUUUUCAUAAUAACGCAUUCCAGGCCAAGCAUUUUGUCAUGACUUGACUUACAUGUAUCGUUGCUUCCUGAAAUCAAAAUAGCUAAUACGUCCAGGGAUAUCUUUUUCUCCAUACACUUCCCAAUCGGGUCCAUGUACAUGUAAGUGUAUUAUUUUGAUUUCGCAUUGAUUUCCAAUCCAUGUUUGCUGCUUGUAACUUCUCUGUAACUACGUUGAGACUCGUACAAGAUGA
Molecule: messenger RNA, 4457 nt
Organism: Sycon ciliatum
Lineage: Eukaryota; Metazoa; Porifera; Calcarea; Leucosolenida; Sycettidae
Exons: 5
Coding region: 143-1234 (363 amino acids)
Source: RefSeq, a predicted model, not a curated record